AAGCUUUCCACGGAUCUGUGAACUAAAAGAGAACUGCUUACUUCUCUGCAUUAGAUGUUUAAUUCAACUUUUACAAUACCCAUUUCUUUAAAUCAAGAAGGCCUUGAGGUUACCCAGAGAAAGAUAUUUCUUUGAAGCAUUUCAGAGAAUUUAAUCAGCUUGGAAUUUUUAAACUUUGAAACAGCUCAGACUUCAACCAUUUCCUCAAGAUGAAAAUUGAUUGAAAGAAGGGUUCAGCAUGAAUUGCUCUGCAUUGCUAUCUCUCAUGCUGAUGCUGGUUCAGCUUUGGUCUUGUUCUCCAAGUACGCAGAUUCACAGCGCUCAAAACAUAGAUCUGUCUUUCACAGCAUCUCGAAGAGUGAAACGUGGCUGGCUGUGGGAGCCACUUUUUGCAACUGAGGAACAGACUUCAGUGGUGCCUGUGUAUGUUGGACAGCUGAAAUCAGAUUUAGACAAGCAGGAUGGCAAGCUAAAAUACAUUUUGACUGGAGAGGGAGCUGGAAGCAUUUUUACCAUUGAUGAAAAUAAUGGCAAAAUUUAUGUGACACAAAAGCUGGAUCGAGAAAAGAAACCCUUCUACACCCUAAGAGCACAAGCAAUUAACAGGAGCACUCAGCUUCCAGUUGAACCUGAAUCAGAAUUUAUUAUCAAGGUUCGAGACAUCAAUGAUCAUGAACCACAGUUCUUGGAUGGACCUUAUGUUGCCACUGUUCCAGAGAUGUCACCUGAAGGUACUUCGGUUACACAGGUAACAGCUACAGAUGGUGAUGAUCCUUCUUAUGGGAAUAGUGCUCGUCUACUUUACAGUCUCAUUCAGGGACAGCCUUAUUUUUCUGUGGAGCCAAAGACAGGCGUCAUCAGAAUGGCUUCCCAAAUGGAUAGAGAAACAAAAGAUCAGUAUUUGGUCAUCAUCCAAGCCAAAGAUAUGGUUGGGCAAGCAGGGGCAUUUUCAGCUACAGCCACUGUUACCAUCAACCUCUCCGACAUCAAUGACAAUCCACCUAAAUUUCAACAGCGACUCUAUUAUCUGAGCGUCUCUGAAGAGGCUCCUGUGGGCACUACUGUAGGCACAGUCUUCGCAGAAGACAGCGACAUAGGGGAGAAUGCAGCCAUGAACUAUUUCAUUGAAGGAGAUAGCUCAGAUGUUUUUGACAUCAUUACUAACAAUGAGACUCAAGAAGGAAUUAUCUUAUUAAAAAAGAGAGUGGAUUAUGAGAGCAAGAGGAGAUACAGUAUUCAAGCAAAAGUUGUAAACAGGUACACUGAUGACCGUUUUCUGAAAGAAGGACCAUUUGAAGACAAAACCAUUGUGAAAAUCAAUGUGGAAGAUGCUGAUGAACCUCCAGUUUUCACCCUGGAGAACUAUGUGAUGGAGAUUGCUGAAGCAGCUGUGAGUGGUUCGUUGGUGGGCGUUGUAACUGCUAGAGAUCCAGAUGAUGAUGACUGCCCAGUCAGGUACUCUAUUGUCCACGGCAUGCAUUUAAAGAGAUUGUUCAGCAUCAAUGAACACAAUGGAACAAUCGUUACAACUAAACCUCUGGACCGAGAGAUAGCUUCUUGGCACAACAUAACUGUUACAGCCACAGAAACAAGAAACCCUGAAAAAAUUUCAGAAGCAAAUGUAUAUAUUCAAGUUCUCGAUGUUAAUGAUCAUGCACCAGAAUUCCCUAAAUAUUAUGAAACAUUUGUUUGUGAAAAUGCAGUUUCUGGCCAGCUAAUUCAAAGCAUCAGUGCAGUGGAUAAAGAUGACUCAGCAGAAGGUCACCAUUUUUACUUCUCAUUGGCUGAGGAAUCCACAAACAACUCACAUUUUACUGUCAAAGAUAAUCAAGAUAACACAGCUGCAAUUUUCACAGCAAGAAGUGGCUUCAGAAGGCAAGAACAGUUUUCUUUCUACUUGCCAAUCUUAAUUCUGGAUAAUGGAACCCCACCACUGACGAGCACAAAUACUCUCACUAUCACUGUCUGCGACUGUGACACCGAAGUUAAGACCUUCUAUUGUCGAUAUGGAGCUUUCAUGUAUGCCAUGGGUCUGAGCACAGAAGCUUUAGUUGCUGUUUUGGCUUGUAUACUGAUACUCCUAGUGUUCUUUUUGGCAAUUGUAGCCAUAAGACAGCAGAGGAAGAAGUCUCCCUUUUCAGAGAAAAUGGAAGAAUUCAGAGAGAACAUUGUCAGGUAUGAUGAUGAAGGAGGUGGUGAGGAGGACACAGAAGCCUUUGAUAUUUCAGCACUGAGGACCCGGACUGUUAUGCGAACACACAAACCUCGGAAGAACGUCACCACAGAAAUCCACAGCCUCUAUAGACAGUCUCUGCAAGUUGGCCCUGACAGUGCAAUCUUCAGGCAAUUCAUUUCAGAGAAGCUUGAAGAAGCAAAUACAGACCCUAGUGCUCCUCCAUAUGACUCACUUCAGACCUAUGCAUUUGAGGGGACAGGCUCUUUGGCAGGAUCCCUCAGCUCUUUAGGUUCAAACAUGUCAGAUGUGGAUCAGAGUUAUGACUACCUUACAGACUGGGGACCUCACUUUGAACAGCUUGCAGGCAUGUACUCUUCUCAUAGAAAUGCAGGGGAUUAGUUACUCCUUGGUCUAUUGUUUUAUUUUCCUAAAUCUCAAAAAUGAAAAACACCUAUGUUUUUUAAAAAAAGGAGAUCAUCCCACAUUUAAGCAUGAAAAAUAAAAGGCCAAGGGUUUGGGAUGGUUAUUUUUUUUGGGGGGGUGGGAAAUUCUUGAAUGUAGAAAUCUUUUGAAAAAUUACACCAAGUGUGUCAUGAGGCAAGGGGAUGGAGACUCCCAUCUGAAUAUACCUCAUGGCUAUUUAGGUGCCCAAAUGCAAACUGUGCUGCUUUGGAUAUCUAGCCCCCCUUCUGGAUACUGAAAACCUGGGUCCUGCAAGUACAAAAGGAGGAGUAGAAGCCAUAAAUGGAUAUUGUAAAUAUUUUGUCAUCAAUAAGCUUUAAACUGUUUCCAAAGUUAAGACAGAUUUUUGCUGUUGCAGUUGAACAUACUCAUUAACCAAAGUUAAACAUACAUGUUUGUAUAAUGCUUCAUUAUAUAAAUAUACUUGUGUGAAAACGUAGACCCUAGAUAUUCUAAUACAAUUGUCAGAAGCACUCACAGAAUCAUCUAUUUAUUGUUCUUAGGAUGAUAAAACUAAACCAAAUGUCUCUUCCUCUCAAUGUACAAAUAAAGACUAUUACAACGGCAGCAAGUAUUUGCUGCCAUUUUAGUUUUUAAUGGAGCUAUUGGAAAAUAUAUAAACCAAUUCUUGAUUUAGCAAAUAAGACAGAAAAAAAGAAAUCAGUCCAAGUUAGAAUCAAUAUUCAAUGUAAAUACUGCAAUUGACCACAUUAUAUAUUACUGUACUUAGAACAAAAUGCUUUCCAAAUACAGGCAUUUUUCCUUUUAUUAAGAGUUUAAAGGAUGACUGAUUUACCAGCACAGAUUUAUUUUUUUAUUGUGGAAUAUAAAAUUAUCUGCAGUAGUCAGUUUUAUUAUAACAAUAUUAAAAUGCUAAGCUGAUGGUUAUAAAACUUAAUGUAUAACAUUAGAUAAUAAGAUAAUAAAAUGCUUUAAUGUUAAUCCAUUUUUGAAAAUGAUCCUGAAUCAUUCUGAGAGACUCAAGUCAGAUUUCAAAAUUAAUUUUCCACUGUAUUUUUUCCAAGCAUUCCAUAAUGAAUAGAAAUCUGUCGCAGAAUAUUUCUUUAGUCUUACUUAUAUCACUACCCAACAGCAAUUUUGGAUCUGAGGGUCAUAAAAUAUGUUCCAAAUGGUCUGCGUGGAAAAAGCAACCUGCCUGUUUUUUAUUCACGUCUCUUCCAUCAGGUACUUAUUUUACAGAAAUUACAUCAUGUAAUCAACUGAUAUAUUUCCAUGGCUAAAAGCUGGCAUCAGGAUAAAGAAAAUUGUGACUUUUUUUUUUUUGUUCCUUUAUUUUUUUUUAAAGUAAGAUUUUAGGUAAGCACUACUGAAUUAGAGAGAGCCAGGCAAAGCUUAUGCAAGGAAAAAAACAACAACAAAAAAACCCCAACAAACAAAAAUCAGUAGUGUAACAUACAAACUCUGCAAUGUUUGCUACAAUUGCUGUUCACUGAAGAAAACCAAGGCAUAUAGGCUUAGUGGGAAAGGUGCCAGUGCAGAGUUUAAGUUCCUGUCAGCUAAAAAUAAAACAUGUGGAGGAGUUUGAAAAUCAGGAGAGAUUUCCAAUGUGAGGUUUGGUAAGGGCAGAAACAUUAUUCAUGAUAUUCAUAGCUGGAAAAAUACCAGGGUGGGUGUGGGGGUGUGUGUGGGGAUUUAUCCAACCAGGUGCAGAUGAAGCAGCAUCUGCUUCAUAAGGAAAAUCUGGCUUUUGCCAGUCUCAUGCUAGGAUGCCAGUAUGAAUGAGCAGCUACAAAACAGCUUUAAAAGAUUCACAAGUAAAAACAUUGUAUUAAUGACACUAACAUUUGUGUUCAAUGACUCCCAAACAGAUGUGACAAAACAACUUUUAUUUGAGAUAAUAUUGUACAUAUCAGUAAUUUGUUCCAUGGUGAAAAAACAACUGUACAUGUACUGUUUGUUGGAGAUGGUGAAAAGUACAUUUUUAGGAUUAGGUCUAUAGAUUUGUGCAGGUUAUACCCUAAACAAAUCCGUAUUCCACAGACGGUCCCAGUGGCAUUAAUAGAAUUCAUCAUGCUUUCAGGUUGUAUUUAGCACAAAAAGGAUAAUAGUGUCUGAUCCUUUCUCAAUCCAGAGAUUUUGUCCAUUUAUGUGGGGAAAUAGCUUUGAACACUCAACCAUAUCUGCACUUUUAUUAUAAUUGCCUCUUUUUACUGCAAGGAACUUAAACAAUAAAAGAUUUCUGCAACCAGUGCAUACCACUGUCAUGUAAUUUUUGUACCCCAUGUAUGCCAUUGUUAGUAACUUCUACAUGAAAGACCAUAAUGGCUUACAAUAGAUCUUAAAUGAUCUUUAGCUGAAAAAGCAUAAGACUGAGCUCUCACAGCAGAGAAAGGGACUGUUUUGCUCUGAAGAGAGAAGUUAUUCCUAGCUGUUACUGGGCCACAUCUUAUUAGGUUCCUGGUAUUCAAUUUAAGUCAAACCUGUCCAUCUAUUUCCACAUGUGAGAAAAGAAUCAGUGAACUGACCUGGUAAAUUCACACUUCUUUUAACAUAUUGCACUUAAUAUGGCUGAAAAAUAUCUGCAAAAUCUUUUGUAGAGGUGUCUGCUAAUUUAAAGGAAGUAAACAUUCUGAGGAAGCCAAAUUUAAAUGCAUAAGGGAUAUCACAAUAAUUAAUAGUAUGAAAUUAAUAAAGGAUAAGAGUUCCUGAUGAUGCGAUCUAUUAAACUGUGGAAUGGUUCUCUCAAGAGAAUCCUCCAUUACCUUUAUCUUUUAACAUUUGUUAGUAGCUAGAAUUAUCUAUGCUAUUGGCCGAAGUGAAGAAUACAACUUUGGUACCAGAUGGUAUAUAUAUAUUCAGCUAUGUAUUACCUGCCUGAGGGAAUAUAAGGAUGACUUACUGACUGGUCAAAGGAACUAUAGUCAUACACAUUGCUUUUCUGUAUGAGUGCUUUGAAGAGGUGUUCCUGUAUAUUUCUUUUUCUGUAACAUGGUAAUGAGAAAGGCUAAGAACUGGUGAAAUACUUAACAAAAGAUUGGCUUCCUCUUUUAGACCUUGCUCAUAGGGAUUCAGUGUUGUGUUAUUGGGUUUAUUAUUUAAAAGCUAAGGAAAAGAAGACUAUGCAGAUAUUAAUAAAUGCUUAGCAUUCAGAUGUUUGAAGUUAAAAAACAAACGAACAAAAUCACUUGAUUGCACAUUGCAGCUUCAGACUCAUUGUUGUGACUGGAAAAGGAUACUUUGUUUAUCGAUUCACCCAAAAUAAAAUGUUC
Molecule: messenger RNA, 5868 nt
Organism: Phalacrocorax carbo (great cormorant)
Lineage: Eukaryota; Metazoa; Chordata; Aves; Suliformes; Phalacrocoracidae
Source: RefSeq, a predicted model, not a curated record